Messenger RNA from Porites evermanni, 8765 nucleotides. The record is from the annotation of a GenBank genome assembly. Lineage: Eukaryota; Metazoa; Cnidaria; Anthozoa; Scleractinia; Poritidae.
UUAGGAUCUUUGGAAGAUACAACAAGCACAUCAGAGGGUAGAGAUAGCGAUACACCCCAGCUUACUACUGAUAUCAAGUCUUCUUCAAGAAAUGACACUAGGGACCCUCCUGAGCUUAAUAAAGUUCUCCCAUCUUUGGCUGACAUUAAGGCAAUAACCAAACCAUCAAAAGAUGCUGAUCUUCCUGUUGAUAUUUUGUUACUUACAGUUACAAACUGUGAGUUCUUAGCUUGCUACAGUGAGCUAAAAAACCCCUAUAGAUGUUGGUUUGAUAAUCUUGGCUAUGUUUACUUUUCUGAUGUGGGUGAAAGUCAAGAAGAGCUGAAAGUUGCUUUAUUAAGAUGUUACAGAAAUGGUAUUGGUCCUGGCGGUGCUCUUGUGUCUGUAAAGAAUGCUGCUUCUGUGCUUAGACCCAAAGCAGUUAUUUCUGUAGGCACAUGUAGUGGCCUCAACCCUGCAAAAUCCAAGUUAGGAGAUGUUGUUGUAUCUGCCAAAUUAGCAAUGUAUGCAUCAAAGGUAGUGACCAACAAUCAAGAGCAGUCAACUGGCAUGAGGAGUUAUGUGAGCAAACGCUUUCUGGAUGUCAUUAAGAAUUGUGCUGAUGGCUGGCAUGCACCUUUGAAAGACUUGGCUGAAGCACAGCAAGUUCAAGUUUAUACUGAUGCAGAGUUUCUGAGUGGACCAGAACAAGUCAGAGCUGAGUGGCGGCGUGAUCAACUUGCCGAAACCAGUCCUCAGGCAAUGGCAAUAGAAAAUGAAGGAGAAGGUGAGUUCACUUUGUAUUCAGCCAGCGUUAGCAAGUUACAGAAAAAACCCGCAACUAAGAACCUGCUUUUUCCCAAGUUAGCCUAAAUAGGUUCUUACAUAAAUGGUAAUUAUAGGGACAAAUUUCGGCUAUUUAGGUUCUUAAAUAGGUUCUUAUUUUCUGAAGGAAAAACGAAUUGUAGCUAAGAGUAUUUAUUUUAGGGGUGUUCAGCUUAUUCUUUGCAGAAAAUCUGCAUACGAAUACAUCCCAGUAGACACAUGUCUCCAAAGGGGAUCCUGAAUGUUGACUUAUCCUGUUUGUCCAAGUGUACAAAAAAUUUUUAAAAAAAUUUUGAAAAUUAGAACCUGUUUUAAAUUUUAGGCUGAACAGGUUCUUGUAUAGAGAAGGCCUAAGUGGCAAAUUUUAGCCCAACAGGUUCUUAAAAACCAGGUUCUUAGUCAAGGGUUUUUACUGUACAUGUAUGUAGUCAGGUCUCUUUUAAAGCUCUGUAGAUGUGUAUGUUGCUGUUUACUUCGGUGGAGCGCAAAGUAAAGGAUUCACAACACUCAAGAAUGUAUCAAAGUUGACUUUUUUUGACAAGAUUGGGCACGCAAAGUCUGUAGGUUUUCAGUUUUAUUCAGCUGUUUGACGAAGUGAGUGCCAAAUUAGUUCAAGAUCUCUCGAGAUCACUUUGAUUUCUUUGAUUUAUUCUUUAACAUUUUUGAGGAAGAAAGAAUUAUUAUUUCGGCUUUCCCGGAGUUUGAACUGACUCACCUGUGUGUCCCGUCAGAUCAGAGGAGACUCUAAGUUGAGGGGUUAGCCAAUUGCGCUACUGCGACCCAAGGUAGUUCAGGAUAUGAAAAAUAGUUAUGAAAUGAUGCACUAGUUUCGGGACAAGAUUGGGCAUGCAAGUUCGUGACUUUUCGGCUUGUUUCGGCUAUUUCAUGUACUACUUCAUGAUAUCUUGAGAUCACUUCGAGUUUAGUCUUUAAUUUACUCUAGGAAUAAAUAGAAGAUAUUACGUGGUCACGCAGAGACAUGAAAUUUCUCUUCAAGUGUUGAAAAACAUUUCAUGAGUGAGCCCUCUUUUUGAACUGUUCUGUGAUGAAUUUAAAGUUACAAAAUGCUGCACAAAGACAUUUUGUCUUUGUUGAGUGUUACGUAGUAAAAUUGUUUUCAUGCGUUGCGUGACUUUCUCGAACGUUCUCUACGUUUUUGGAUUAUUCAUGAAUAAUUAAUUAGCACAUGUUUACAUUUCAGCAUGAGUCAGCAGAUUUGCAUCAGUUACUGAAAUCAUAAAAUAUGUCAAAAAGCUACUACUAUUCGCCUGUUUAGUAUUUUCUAAAACCUUAUGUCAAACGGUAUACAAGUUCCAAGCGAGUUCUUUUGACGAACUAAGUUUUUUCCCACGAGCUGGACUGCUGUGUUUAGUCAAGUGUGAUGAAGGUCGAUUUUCAAGUUCUGUGUUUACAAGUUGGUGGAAGCCAUAAGAUAUCUGAAGUUCAAGUGAGAGUUUGUUAUUAUUGGCAGAGCCUGUUUAGUUUAAAUUAAGUUCAAGUCAAGUUUGUCUUGGCAAAUGCUGUGUUUUAAAGCUCUGUAAAGGCUCUUUUCCUUUGGUACUAAACUUCCUUGUGUUAAUCUGACAUCCCUGCUUGCUGAUAGUCAGUGAAUAAUUAUCCUCAAAACAUUUGAACAUGUAACACUGAGUUUUAGCCAAUUCCAUGCUCAACGUAAUUGACUCCUUACCCAUGCCUUACAUAAUUAUCUUUAAUUAGUACAUGAGACUGCUGUGCUGUUUUUGAAGCCUGAUGUGACUAAGAAAAAUAGAGAAUUCUUUUUUCACUGUUUGUUUGGUUAGACUUGUUAUUCACCGCCAGCAACCUAAUAUUUGACUGAGGUCUAAACGUUUAGAACCAAGUCAAAUUUAGGAGUAUUUGUAUGGAGUCAUCUGAGCAUAACUGGGCUAAUUUCUCAGCAACAAUUUGUCCUGAAAUGCUAGUUUUUGGCAAGUAGGCCUCUUGGAUGUUGCUCUUUUGAGAAUAUCCUAACAAAUCCCAUAAUUUCACAAAUUAACACCUCACUCUUACCAGAUUUCAUUUCUUACUAUUCCACCGCAUUUACAGUUAAUCAACCACGACGCCGAAGUGUAUGCUCCGUAGCGUCUUGUUAAUUCAGUGUUUAUUUUAAGGCAUUAUUCAAUUGUUUGCUUGUUUGAUUUUAAUAAUUUUAAUUUUAAUUUUAAUUUGCUGUAAAGAUGUUCGUGCUCCCAAUGUGUGGGUCUUCAUUGUCAGUUGUUAGAGCUUUUUUGUCAUGCUAAUGCAGAGGCCAUGCGUUCAAAUUCCCUCUUAUACCUCCCUGGCUGCCUUUUUUUUCAGGUUAAUUUGCAUUUGCUUAGAUUGCUGUUAUAUUGACAUUGAUAAUAUCUGCAAAUUAAACCCAGGGACUGCGGAGGUGAGGGGCUGGUAGGGCCGCGGCCCCACCACUCUUUUGCGCCCCCGCCCCCACUUUUUACGCUAAAAAGAAAAAUAAAUAAAAUAAAAAAAAGACGUGAAACAAGUUUUUUUUCCGUCUAUAUUCCGCUAUAUUCUCUGUAUUUUCUUUAAUUUCAAAUGCCAGGCAUUUUGUGGGGCUCCUGUGCUUGCCCCUUGAUCAAAUGCCAUGGCCACCCCUUCGCUUCGUUCGGCAGCGUGUUUUGUACUUCCAGCUCUGGCAGAGUUUUUUUUAUCAGUUUUAUCAGACGAAAUGAAGAAAAUUACUUAAGCUUUUUCAAGCCAAAUGAAACUGAGUAGUUGUUUUGAGUUGAUAAAAGUUUUAUAUUUUGUCUUUCUCCUUUCGAAUCAAUGAAAUAUUCGAUGGCAAGAAGAAUUACAUUACUUGAACAGUGAACGCCCAAACGGCCAUAGUUAGAAAUUUUUCAGAUCACUUCAGUGUAGUAUUUUCUAUACUAAAAUUGUAAUCGCGUCUUUUCUUGCAUUGAAUCUGAACUGACCGUGUAUGUUGGUCGUUUAUUGAAAAAUUAUUUUCAAUUGUCAGCCCUCCCACUUUUCACCUUGCUCCGCGGUCCCUGAAACCGAUUGACAAAACAUAAAUGUAGGUGUAGAGAAGGUGCCUGGUGAAACUGAAGGGAACCCCAAGCAAACCUGGAAGGUAACUGUGACAACCCUGUGAGUGGCACCCUUCAGGCACCACCACACUGAGACCUUCAGUGGAGAAAUGCUCAUAAUACUUACCAAAAAACAUCCAAAGGGAAGGGAAGGCUGGGAGCAAAAACGGAGCUAAAGCUACUGCAUGCGAAAGCAACAUGUGCAAAAUGAAAUCUUGACUUAGGGAAAGUACUGUAAAAUAUGCUAAAGCCCAAGACCGCCCCAUAUACAUAUUAGUAAUGGCGACUGCUGGCCAGCAUUGUCUCAUGUUUAGCCUCGCCUAAAUUACAUUUAGCCACAUUUAAACCCAUUGACAAUAGGUGGGUGUGGGGAAAGUGCAUGGUGAAAUGGAAGGCAGCCAUAAGCGAGCCUUGGACAUAUCAGUGUAUUCAUGACAACCCUGGGAGUGGCACCCACCCAAACCAGACUACAGAUGCUUGAAGAAAAAAACAGGGACCACAAACAGUGGAGUCACAGGACCUGGUUUCCCCAAGGGCAUUAACCACCAACCCUAAACUCGCUCGCAAUAAAAGCUGAAGAACUCACCACUGAAGAUGAAUAGACAUCCUAAUACCUGCCUGAAGCAUGUCCGCUAGAGCAAUUCAGGUGCAAGCUGUCCAUAACUGCAAUCCAAACGAACACAACUGGGAAGGAGGCUGUAAAUAUUUCCACAGUUCACACCUUCCUCACUUUUCAUCCAUCUUCCAACUCCAGUUAGCUUUUAAAUAUUUUUCAUGUAAUAUAUCAAACAUGAGAUGCAGUGUUUCAUCACCAGAUGAAACACCGAGAAGAGAGUUGAAAAUACGACGCGCAGCGGAGUAUUUUUGACGAACUUCGAGGUGUUUCAUCUGGUGAUGAAACACUGUGUCGAAUGUUUGAUAUUUCUUCUCAAACAAAAUCAUUUUUGAAGGAGAAAUUAAGGAUGCAAAUACUAAGCAGUGUUUCAUCCGAUUUCCAAACACUCAUUAAACAUUAAUUUCCUUUGUAUUUUCUUAAUGAAUUAUUAAUGAGUUUGAGAAAUUUAUGGAAAGUUUGACUUGCAAAAUAAUGUUAACUACUGUAUAUUGAUGUAGGACUGUCUUCAACUCAAGUGCCAUUUUCUUUGUUGUUCUAUAGGAGUGUUUACAGCAGCAUUUGACUGUCAAAUUGAGUGGUUAAUUGUGAAAGGGAUAGCUGAUUAUGCAGAUGGUUCUCAGUUGCCUUCAGCGAGUUGGUCUUCCUGUGCCAGUGUGAUGGCAGCAUCUCUUGUUGCACACAUUUUGAGUGAGCCCUGUGUUUUUCAUUCAUGGCCUCAUUACCAAGGUAAAUAUUUCUCAUAAUGUUAUGUUUUUUUUUGGCGUGUUGUUUUACAGAAACUAGUGGUAUAUUAGAAUGUACUUCCUUGAUGCCAUAGUAAGCUCUGUGGCAUUAAGCUCCCUUGUCAUUUUAAACCAAAAAGAGGUUGAAGUACAGUCAUGUAACUGAACAAAAAAGUUGUGGAUUUUGUGUGAAAUAGGGUAUAGAUUAGAAGAAGCUUCUUAGGUUUAGCAACCACCACCAAGUGUUCUAAGCUGAUGAGUUUGUUUUUUCCAGCAGUCGUAUUGAGCUGACCACAAAGCUAUAUUUGUUUUUUAGUGUUAAAACUACACUAGUAUUGAUAUUAUGCAGUUUUAGUGAUGUUAUUAGUAGCAGUUAUUUCUAGUAGAUUUCUUGAAUGUAAGUGAGAGUAACUGAACAAAAACAGUUGUGGAUUUUGUUGUGAAAUAAGGUAUAGAUUAGAAGAACUUUUUUACGUUUAACAACCACCACCAAGUGUUCUCUGAUGAGUCUGUUUUUCUUUUGUUUUUUUUUUCAGCAGUCGUAUUGAGCUGACCACAUAGCUAUAUUUCUUUUUUUAAGGGUGCUUUCGAUUGGGAAAUCUGGAUUUAGAUCUUAAAAUCCGGAUUUUGGAUUUGAGAUAUCUGUUUUUGGACUUCCUUUGUACCGUUCGAUUAGGAAAUCCGAAAAAGGAUUUGACAAACUGUCCUUAAGAACAGUGGUCUUGCACGUGCAUGCAUAAUUAGCAAAAAGAAGACCGAUGUUCAUGAGAAUAGUUUUGCAAAUCUUUUUUCGGAUUUCCCAGUCGAACAGUAAAAAGGAAACCCAUGAAAUCCAGAUUCACCCUGAGGACAGAGUUCUCAGAGAUUAAAUCCGUUUUCGGAUUUCGCGUUUGAUUGCAAAAUCCGAAGUCCGGAUUUCAAAAUCUAAAUCCGGAUUUCCCAAUCAAAUGUACCGUAAGUGUUAAAACUACACUUGUCUUGAUAUGCACUUCUAGGUUAUAAGUAGCAGUUAUUUCUAGUAGAUUUCUUGAAUGUAAGUGAGAGAUCUCUUUUUGUUGAAGAUAUAUCAGAGCAGACCUCAGCCAGCAGAUCAAAGGAACAGUUACCAAGUCCUUCAGGUACCAAUUUAUGGCUCCAGUCCACACGAAUCCAAAUAUUUUUUGAAACCACAUAUUUUUUUACAUGAAUAGGCCACGGAUGACUGAGCGGAUUGACUGGUUCAGUGUUGAGGGAAGGCUGUUUUGUGAUAAAGAAAAUGUUCAGUUUCAGAAAUAUCCAGAUUCGUGUGGACGGGGCCUUAAUGUUUAAUGCUACAUGUACAUUGUACAUGUGCAAUCCAACAUGUUACGAGUUUAAGAUACAUUUUCCGUUUAUUUUCCCUUCCUCUUGUUGUUUUUCUCUUGUUUCUUCUCUUUUUUCUCUUGUUGUUGGUUAUGGUUUUUUUGUUUGUUUUUUCUUAUCAUGGUUUAUGUUUUUGGAACUGUCAUAUCACAGGUGUCGUGUACAUUAGCUUAUGAUUGGGCAAAAUUAUUUUGUACUUGGGGGUGGGGGGGGCACUUAGGCACUUAUUUGAAGACGGGUGCUAAUUCGAACAUUUACAGUACAUGUGUUCCAUUUAAUUGAAUAAAGACCCUCUUCCCUCUCCUCUAUUAAGUUCUUUUGUCUAAUUAUCUACUACUUGCACUCUGUUCCUUAGCUUAUUUGUUAAAUUAGUAAGGUUUUCCCACCCUUAGUCUGAGCAACGAAUUUACAGUACAAAAGGACAACAACAACACCGAACAACACAGCUUCCAAAGUCAAAGAGCGAGUUAAAAUAAUCAUGACAUUUUGAUUUUUGAUUACUGAAUAAGAAGGGGAGGCCAGUACAAUGUAAACUAACUGUAGUAUAAAAGUUUUGAAAUCUAUAAUUAUCUCAAAAAUUGAUCAACAUGUCAGCCUCGCGACAGAAGGUACUUUAAAAAACCAGUGGUGUAAGACUUGGUAAUAAACUUAACGCAUAAAGAUACCUUGCUCCAGUGUUAACCUGAGAUCAGGCUCUAUUUUUAUUUCACGCCUAGAUGUAAAUGGCCGUAAUAGAAUUACUACCAUUAUCAGUGCUACCACAAAACUUGUAUAAUUAACUUUCUACUGCUGAAUGCGUUUGAGAGGAUUUAAUUGUAAAGAGAUUUACUUUUUUUAUAAACAGAUGCUGCAACUACUUUUUUGGAGUGGAGUCAGAAUCAGCUUUGCUCAUUUUACAACAGUACCGCGAGCCAGUUAAUGAUUACUCCUUGGGACCGAAGUAAUACCAUGGACAUUGAUGAGGUGUAUGUACAGUUAACACUGCUAAGAGAUGACAGAAAACUUGCUGGAACAACAAAAGAAAGGCUUCAAGAUUACAGUGAGCUAUUCGCAAGCCAUGGUCAUCAUCUAAUUCCUAAGAGAAUUUUAGUGUAUGGGAGGCCAGGAAUAGGAAAGUCGACAUUGACAAAGAAACUCGCCGUUGACUGGUCACGAGGUAAUAAAGAAAUCCUAAACAAGUUUGCUGUUGUACUUUUAAUCAAGCUCCGAGAUGUUUGCAACACGCAGGACUUCUGUGCCAUGCUGAAAAAGGCAGAACUGUUGUCUGCUGAUAACCCCAUGGUGUUCAGUCAGUUGUGUGAUUACAUUCUCCGUAACCAACAGAAAGUCCUGCUUAUUUUAGACGGUUAUGAUGAAUAUAGCGCCGAAAGAUCAUCGCCAGUCGAUCAGAUUUGGAAAGGCAGUCAAUUGAGAGAUUGUACUCUUCUUGUGACUACCCGACCUCGGAAAAAAGAUGAGUUAAGACCAGGAAGUCAUGCUCAGUUUGAAAUUAAUGGGUUUGAUCAGUGGCAAGUUGAAACAUUUGCUUUUAAGAUUCUUCUCGACCAAACAGAAGUAUUAAAGUUCAUGGAUUUCUUGGGUGAACGCGACCUGUGGGACUUGGCGGAAAUACCUCUUCUGCUGUUAAUGUUGGUUCUAACCUGGGAGGUUUCUGAUUAUCAAGGACCAUCAACAUCCCGCGCAAAUCUGUAUAACAGUUUUUGUCAGACGCUGCUUGAUCACGUGACCGCAAAAGCCUCAGAUGAGAAGUUUAGAAACAUUGAUGAAUACAGAGAACACCUGGCACAGUUAGGGGAACUUGCCUGGCAAGCACUUUUAAAUGACUGUCUUUAUUUCAAGCUCAGCAAUGUGCCUAAGGACAUUCGGUUAUUCCUUGACAAGUUUAUCGAUUUUGGCUUUCUGCAGACUUCUAAUCUUUCAAAAUCUCCUCGUCCUGAGAAACUGGCGUUCUUUCUCCAUAAAUCGGUACAAGAAUUUCUUGCCGCCUCGUUUUUAGUUCGUGAUUUAAAAAAUGCCAAGGAAACCUUCAACUGCUUAUCUAAAGUCGACUCUCUUAAACGGUUCAACGACGUUUUUGAAGUUUUCAGAUUUGUGUCAGAGUUGUCAUCAGUAGCUACCGGUGCUGUUUUAAGCCAUCUAGAGAUGAUAGGAGAAAAAGAAGGUCUGACUGAUUACGACUUCUGUAAAAACCGCCCUAUUGAGGAGCUCACUGAAGAACAAAUAGAGUUGUUUCGUUUU